Molecule: messenger RNA, 2205 nt
Organism: Fusarium coffeatum
Lineage: Eukaryota; Fungi; Ascomycota; Sordariomycetes; Hypocreales; Nectriaceae
Exons: 1
Coding region: 1-2205 (734 amino acids)
Biological process (GO): rRNA processing
Cellular component (GO): Mpp10 complex; sno(s)RNA-containing ribonucleoprotein complex; small-subunit processome
Source: RefSeq, a predicted model, not a curated record
AUGGCCGCUCAGACGUCGCCAUCGCUUACUUCCACCUCGCAUACCUUGACUGCCGCGCCGCCCGCAAUGGCUGCUCACGAUUCUCUCACAAACAGCCAUGUUUUGGCCCUUCUCGAAACCCUCGCCGAUGGCAAGCGACAUAACUUCCUCCAGCCAACUGCUUCUAUCCCGACCGAUUCCCUCAACCUCGUCAAGCACACCCUCGAAGGCUUUGCUUCCCAAGUCGGCGAUGAGCAGCAGGAAAGGUUAAAGGAGAAUCGCAAGCGCAAGAGAGGCGCUGCUUCAAGCGAAGAUGUUCUCAAGAUGCGCAAGGUUUACAUCGAUGGAUUCGAAACGGGACAGGUUUGGCAACAGGCCAAGAGGAUCAUUGGUGGUGUCCUGAAGUACUCUGAGGAGGCCCUUGCUGAUCUGGAGGAGCGCAAAGAGGUUGCCGUCAAUGGCGCCGACGCACCAGACUCCAAGACACUUGAGUUUGGAGAGGACGGUUUUGAGGUGGGCUCCGAUGACGAUGACGAGGACGAGGACGAGAGCGACCAAGAUUUGUCUGGGGAAGAGGACGAAGAACAAAUAUCAGGAGACGAAGUACUCGAGGACGGACAAGAAAACGAUUGGGAAGAUGAUGAGGAAGAGGCGUUCGAGGAAGGAAGGGAUGACUACCAAGAGGACGAUGAGGAGGAGGAUCAAGAAGAUGGACCUGUGGAAGAGUAUGAGGAGGAUCCUGAUGGUCUCAACGAUGGUUUCUUCUCCCUAGACGACUUCAACCGACAAUCACAAUACUUCGAGGAGCAGGAUGCAAAGGGAGAUCCAUACACGGACCAAGCAAGCGACGACGAGGAAAUCAACUGGGACGCCGAUCCUUUGGCCCCCCCCUCCAAGGCUGGCUCAAAGUCUAAAAAGGCCAAACCCGCUGAGGAUGACGAAGAUAGCGAUGACGAGGGUGGGCCCACGUUUGGUGAUAUGGAUCUCUAUGCGCCAGAGGGUGCAAGCGACGACGAGGGUAUGGACAUGGACGAUGUGGACGACGAGGAAAAUGAUCUCAAUGCCAAUGAGGUCUACUACAAGGAUUUCUUUGCACCACCAGCCAAGAAGUUUAAGGGCGGCAAGCCUAGAAAAUCGGUCAAGUUCCAGGCUGAGAAGCCUGACGAUGCCGAUGUUGAGAGAGCUAUGGCCGAUGUCCGAAGGGAUCUCUUUGACGACGAUUCGGAAGAAGAGGACUCUGACGAUGCACUCUCUGAUGCCUCUGCUGGAGAUCCCAAGUCACGAAAGUCAGCUCAUGAGAGGAGACAGGCCAAGCUUGCAGAGGAGAUUCGCAAGCUUGAGGCUGCCUCUGUCGCCAAGCGGGAGUGGGCACUCUCUGGUGAAGCCGCUGCCGUUGAUCGUCCUAUGAACUCGCUGCUCGAAGAGGACCUUGACUUUGAGCACGUCGGCAAGCCUGUACCCGUCAUCACCCCUGAGGUCAGUGAGAGCAUCGAGGACCUCAUCAAGCGCCGCAUCCUAGCGCAGGAGUUUGACGAGGUUAUCAAGCGCCGUCCCGAUACAGAGGGCGCGGCUUCAGGCACACGCCGUGGUCUUAUCGAGCUUGAUGAUAGCAAGGCUACCAAGGGUCUGGCCGAGAUUUAUGAAGAGGAGCAUGUCAAGAACAACAACCCAGAUAGCUACGUCAGCCAGUCUGACGAGAAGCUACAGAAGGAGGAGAAGGAGGUCGAGGCAAUGUGGAAGGAUGUCUGCGCCCGUCUUGACGCGCUCAGCUCAUGGCACUACAAGCCCAAGCCCGCAGCUCCCUCACUUUCGGUCGUUGCCGACGUUGCCACCAUCGCUAUGGAGGACGCCCAACCCACAACCGCACAGGGCGUUACCGGCGAGAGCAGCCGCAUGGCUCCCCAGGAAGUAUACAAGGCUGGCUCCACAGACAAUGCCGCCAACGGCGAAGUUGUUACCAAGGCAGGUCUGCCUGUCGCACGCCAGGAGAUGUCACGAGAAGACAAGGCCCGCCGCCGCCGUCGCGAGAAGGAGCGUGUGCGCAAGGCUGGUGGUGUCGAUGGCGACAAGGUUGUCAGCAAGCGUGCCAAGAUGCAGCGCGAUGCUGUCGCCGACCUCAAGAAGGGCGGUGUCAAGGUUAUCAACCGCAAGGGAGAAAUUACCGACGUGGAUGGCAAGAAGGCAAAGAACGCCAAGGUUGUUUCAAGUGGAAACUACAAGCUAUAA